GCUUCAACUGCCACCAUGGAGCUGGCCCCCUGCAUGCACUUCUCCCCCGAGCCCUUUACAGGCGUGGCAGCCUCCAUAACCCACAGCCGGCUCAAGGCCAAGGGCGUGGGUGAGCACCACAACGCCUACAGCUUUCGCGGCCAGAGCUUCGAGAGCCUGCACGAGGCCUGCCUGAGGGAGAGGGAGCUGUUUGAGGAUCCCCUGUUCCCCGCCGAGCCUCGCUCUCUAGGCUUCAAGGACCUGGGUCCCAACUCCAAACAGGCACAGGACAUCCACUGGCUGCGGCCCAAGGAGAUCACACGCAAUCCCCAAUUCAUUGUGGAUGGGCCCACCUCAACGGACAUCCGGCAGGGGGGCGUGGGGGACUGCUGGCUGCUGGCUGCCAUCGGCUCUCUGACCACGUGCCCCAGGCUGCUGUCCCGCGUGGUGCCCGGAGGCCAGAGCUUCGAGAAGAACUACGCUGGGAUCUUCCAUUUCCAGAUCUGGCAGUUCGGGCAGUGGCUGGACGUGGUGGUGGAUGACCGUCUGCCCACCAGGGCCAACCAGCUGCUGUUUGUGCACUCGGAACAGCGCCAGGAGUUCUGGAGUGCCCUGCUGGAGAAGGCCUACGCCAAGCUGAGCGGGUCCUAUGAGGCACUGGCAGGGGGCAGCACCAUAGAGGGCCUAGAGGACUUCACGGGUGGUGUGGCACUGACCUUCCAGCUCCAGAACCCCCCACCCAAUCUGCUGUGGCUGAUGCGCCGGGCCCUGGAGCACUGCUCUCUCAUGGGCUGCUCCAUUGAGGUCACCAAUAACAGUGAGCUGGAGUCCGUGACGCCGAGCUUGCUGGUGAGGGGCCACGCUUACUCAGUGACUGGCAUGGUGGAGAUCCCCUACAGGGGCCGGACAGAGACGCUUCUGCGGCUGCUCAAUCCCUGGGGCCGGAUUGAAUGGAACGGAGCCUGGAGUGACAACUCUGCAGAGUGGGCCGAGGUGGACGACAGGAUCCAGAGACAGCUGCUGCACAGGAAGGAGGACGGCGAGUUCUGGAUGUCCUUCCACGACUUCCUGGGCCACUUCUCCUUCCUGGAGGUUUGCAACCUCACCCCCGAUGCCCUGGCCGGGGACACCACGAGGCACUGGCACGUCACCUUCUAUGAGGGCAGCUGGCGGAGGGGCAGCACUGCGGGGGGCUGCAGGAACAACCCUGACACAUUCUGGACCAACCCCCAGUUCAGGGUCUCACUCUUGGUGGGGGAUGACCCCGAGGAUGACCCAGAAGAUGACACGGUUGUCUGCACCUGCGUGGUGGCUCUGAUGCAGAAGAACUGGAGGCUUGGCCAGCCACACGGGGCCACGCUGCUGACCAUCGGCUUCGUCAUCUUCCCGGUUCCCAAGGAGUUUCAGAGGCUUCAGCACGGCCACCUAAGGAAAGACUUCUUCGCGCGGUACCCAGACCUCGGCUUUUCUGAGAUCUUCACCACCGCAAGGGAGGUGCACAACCAGCUGCGGCUGUCGCCGGGCGAGUACAUCAUUGUCCCCUCCACCUUCGAGCCGCACCAGAACGCUGACUUCCUGCUUCGAGUCUUCACGGAGAAACACAGCGAGUCCUGGGAGCUGGAUGAAGUCAACUACGCUGAGCAUCUCCAGGAGGAGAUUGUCUUGGAGCAGGACAUGGACCAGAGCAUCCUCAGUCUAUUUGAAUCGGUGGCCGGUGAGGACGAAGAAAUAAACGUGCACAGGCUUCAAGUUCUGCUCAGCAGGUUGGCCUUCAGAUUGAGCAACUUCAAGACCACGGGUUUUGGCCUGAAUACCUGUCGUCAUAUGAUCAACCUCAUGGACAAAGAUGGCUCGGGCAAACUGGACCUUCUGGAGUUCCAGAUCCUGUGGAAAAAGAUCAGGAAAUGGGUGGAUGUCUUUCAAGAGUGCGACCAAGACCAUUCGGGCACCCUGAACUCCUACGAGAUGCGCCUGGCCGUGGAGAGAGCAGGCAUUAAGUUAAACAACAAGGUGGCAGAGAUCUUGGUGACUCGGUAUGCAGAUGACAACCUGACCGUGGACUUUAACAGCUUCCUCUGCUGUUUCCUGAGGCUGAAGGCUAUGUUCAUGUUCUUUCUCACCAGUGAUCCAAAUAACACUGGCUAUAUUCGCUUAAACCUGGAGCAGUGGCUACAGAUGACCAUGUGAGGGCAGCCGGUUCCCCUGCCCGCGGGGUCCUGGAUCAGCAGGGCAGGUGCUCUGUGCCACCCCAGUGCCCUGCCCCUGCAGGUGGCAUGGGCCCCACCUGCUGAAGUUCCCCUGUGCCUGCUGUCCCAGCUCAGAGCCCCCUUUCCUUACCCCUGCCAGGCCUGGGUUGGCCCCAUGGUCUGCAACUCUGUCUGACUCUUAUUUUACUAAAAGUUAAGUGACAGUUGCCCAGCAUCCCAAGUCCACCCACACCCACCUGCGGCCACCCCUCACCCGUGGAUUGUGUUAUAAUAAAUGGCACUUGCUGCCUGC
Molecule: messenger RNA, 2478 nt
Organism: Cavia porcellus (domestic guinea pig)
Lineage: Eukaryota; Metazoa; Chordata; Mammalia; Rodentia; Caviidae
Gene: Capn11
Product: calpain 11
Exons: 22
Coding region: 16-2166 (716 amino acids)
Biological process (GO): proteolysis
Cellular component (GO): cytoplasm
Molecular function (GO): calcium ion binding; calcium-dependent cysteine-type endopeptidase activity
Source: RefSeq, a predicted model, not a curated record